Phasianus colchicus (ring-necked pheasant) is the source of this 2996-nucleotide messenger RNA. RefSeq names its product N-acetyl-alpha-glucosaminidase (gene NAGLU). The record is from RefSeq and is a predicted model, not a curated record. NCBI's taxonomy places the organism in Eukaryota, Metazoa, Chordata, Aves, Galliformes, Phasianidae.
AUGGCGGCGCCGCUGCGGGUGGCGGCGAUGGCGGCGGUGCUGGCGGCGGCGCGGGCUCCGCUGCCCCCCGAGCUGCGGGGACCGGCGGGGGACGCGCGGCAGGAGGCGGCGGUGCGGGCGCUGGCGCGGCGUCUGCUGGGCUCCAGGGCCGCCGCCGUGGCGCUGUCGGUGGACGCGGCGUUGGCGGCGGGCGGGCCUGACGCGUACCGGCUGCGCUCCCCGCCCGGCGGCGCCGUGGCCGUGGCCGUGACGGGCUCCAGCGGCGUGGCGGCCGCCGCCGGCCUCUACCGGUACCUGCGGGACUUCUGCGGCUGCCAUCUCUCGUGGUCCGCGGCGCAGCUCCGCCUGCCGGACCCUCUGCCGCGGUUACAGAGCGAGAUCCGCGCCGCCACCCCCAACAGGUACCGCUACUACCAGAACGUCUGCGCCCACAGCUACUCGUACGCCUGGUGGGGCUGGGAGCGCUGGGAGCGCGAGAUCGACUGGAUGGCGCUGAGCGGCAUCAACGCGGCGCCCGCCUUCGCCGGGCAGGAGGCGCUGUGGCAGCGGGUUUACCGCACGCUGGGGCUGAACCAGAGUGAGAUCGACGCGCACUUCACGGGGCCGGCGUUCCUGGCGUGGAACCGCAUGGGGAACCUGCACGGCUGGGCCGGGCCGCUGCCGCGCGCGUGGCACCUCCAGCAGCUGUACCUGCAGUACAGGAUCGUGGAGCGGAUGCGUUCGCUGGGGAUGACCACGGUGCUGCCGGCCUUCGCGGGCCACGUGCCGCCGGGGGUUCUGCGGGUCUUCCCGCGCAUCAAUGCCACGCGCCUCGGGAACUGGAGCCACUUUGACUGCACGCUGUCCUGUGCCUACCUGCUGUCCCCUGAGGAGCCCAUGUUCCAGGUGAUUGGGACGCUCUUCCUGAAGGAGCUCAUCAAGGAAUUUGGCACUGACCAUGUCUACAGCGCAGACACCUUCAACGAGAUGAGCCCGCUGUCCUCUGACCCCGCAUACCUGGCGGGCAUCACCAACGCCGUCUUCAGGGCCAUGACGGGAGCGGAUCCCGAGGCGCAGUGGCUGAUGCAGGGCUGGCUCUUCCAGCACCAGCCGGCCUUCUGGCAGCCGCCGCAGGUGCAGGCGGUGCUGCGUGCUGUGCCCCUGGGCCGUAUGAUUGUCCUCGACCUCUUUGCCGAGUCCAAACCCGUCUACGAGUGGACCGAGUCCUUCUAUGGGCAGCCCUUCAUCUGGUGCAUGCUGCACAACUUUGGCGGCAACCACGGCCUCUUCGGCGCCGUGGAGGCCAUCAAUCAUGGCCCUUUUGCGGCACGGCGCUUCCCCAACUCCACCAUGGUGGGCACGGGGCUGGUGCCCGAGGGCAUCGAGCAGAACGACAUGGUGUACGAGCUGAUGAAUGAGCUGGGCUGGAGCCACGAGCCCCUUAACCUCCCUGUGUGGGUGUCCCGCUACGCCCAGCGCCGCUACGGGGCCCCCAGCGCCGCCGCCAGCGCCGCGUGGCAGCUGCUGCUGCGCAGCGUCUACAACUGCACCGGCGCCUGCGUCAACCACAACCGCAGCCCGCUGGUGCGCCGCCCGUCCCUGCACAUGGAUACACAGCUCUGGUACAACGCCAGCGACGUCUAUGAGGCGUGGAGGCUGCUGCUGAGUGCCGGCACUGCGCUGGGCUCCAGCCCGGCCUUCCGCUACGACCUGGCCGACGUGACGCGGCAGGCGGUGCAGCAGCUGGUGGGCGAUUACUACCAGCGCAUCCGCGACUCCUUCCAGCGCCGCGCGCUGCCCGAGCUGCUGGCGGCCGGCGGGGUUCUGCUGUACGAUCUGCUGCCCGAGCUGGACGCACUGCUGGGCUCCCAGCGCCUCUUCCUGCUGGGCCGGAUGCUGCAGUCCGCCCGCGCCGUCGCCACCAGCGAGCGCGAGGCUGAGCAGUACGAGCGCAACGCCCGCAACCAGGUGACGCUGUGGGGGCCCAGCGGGAACAUCCUGGACUACGCCAACAAGCAGCUGGCGGGGCUGGUGCUGGAUUAUUAUGGGGUGCGCUGGAGCCUCUUCGUCUCUCUGCUGGUGGAGAGCCUGAACACAGGCAGCCCCUUCCACCAGGAGCAGUUCAACCAGGCUGUCUUCCAAGUGGAGAGGGGCUUCGUCUACAAUGAGAAGCGCUACCCUGCGACGCCCGUUGGUGACACACUGGAGAUUGCCAGGAAGAUCUUCCUCAAGUACUACCCCAGUGCCAAACAGGGUGGCCGAGAUGGGCCCCCCUGAUGUGGGAUUGUGCCACUCAGAGCCCCCCAGGAGGAGGGCAGAGCCCCCACACCUGAGUGCUGCAUCCCUGUGACGCCAGAAUGAAGGCGCUGAGCAUCAGCGAGAGCGGACAGCAUCCCAGAUGAUGGGAAUUGCCCCAGGGGCUGCUGCAGCCUGAGACCUGCUUGAUCCUGCCAGCACCCAGCCUGUCCCAUGCUGGGCUGCCCACAGAGCGUGGAGGCACAGGAGUACAGCUCUGCUGCCCCACUGGAAGCUGGGUGGUGCCUGGGCAGGAGCUGGCAAAGGCUGGAGCAGCAAAAUAGGGGUCCCCGGGGCAGUCUUGGGAGGACUGUGGUGCUCCAAGGGCAGCCCCAGUUACACACAGUGCCUUUGUAUUGAAAGAGACUGCCAGGCUCCCCAUGGCGGAGUUUUCUCUGCCUUUUCUUCCCAGUGCUGGCGGUCAGCACGAGGGGCUAUUAAAGCCCUGGGUGCUCAGUGCCGUUGGGUUCCUGUGUCCGUCUCUGCUGUCCUCCAGCACACCGUUUGUUUCUAAUGAGCUGAAGGGAGCAGCUCAUGACCCACACAGAGGGAAUGUGGGUGGUGUGCAGGGAAAAAGUACCACAGGAUGUGGGGCAGCUCGGGGCCAUCCCAGGCUGGUGCAGGGCUGGGGGGAUUGUGGCAGCAGCGUGGGGUUCUUAUCGCCUUAGCUGCAGGUGGCGAGCCUUGAGAUAAGUGGGCAGACACAACACGGCGGGUGGGUG